Nerophis lumbriciformis (worm pipefish) is the source of this 1410-nucleotide messenger RNA. NCBI's taxonomy places the organism in Eukaryota, Metazoa, Chordata, Actinopteri, Syngnathiformes, Syngnathidae. The record is from RefSeq and is a predicted model, not a curated record.
AUGGGCACCGUCCACGCCAGGAGCCUGGACCCUCUGCCCAUGCAGGGUCCUGAGCUGGGAGUUCAUGCCGAUGACAUCGAGCCUCCUGAUAUUGAGCAGGAGCCCAAACAGGAAAUUCUAGAAAACAAGGAUGUGGUAGUCCAGCGUGUGCACAUAGACGGGCUUGGAAGGACCAAGGAAGACCUGCUUUCUUAUGAGAUCUCAGAUGUUUUCCGUGCAAAGAAUUUAAUUGACGUGAUGAAAAGAUCCCAUGAAGCCAGGCAGAAGCUACUCCGUCUUGGAAUCUUCCGAAAAGUGGAAGUUGUUAUUGACACCUCUAGAGGUGAUGAUGCUCUUCCCAAUGGCCUCGAUGUGACAUUCGAGGUCACCGAACUGAGGCGGAUGACUGGCAGUUACAACACAAUGGUCGGGAACAAUGAAGGAAGUAUGGUGCUAGGUAUGAAGUUGCCCAAUGUAUUUGGCCGAGCUGAAAAGCUCACUUUUCAGUUUUCGUAUGGCACCAAAGAGACUUCCUACGGUCUUUCGUUUUUCAAACCUCAAGUGGGAAACUUUGAACGCAACAUCACGCUCAACGCCUACAAAGUAACCGGUCAGUUUCCUUGGAGUUCGCUGAGGGAGACAGAUCGGGGCAUCUCUGCUGAGCUGAACUUUCCGGUGUGGAAGACUAACCAAACUCUGAAGUGGGAAGGGGUCUGGAGAGAUUUGGGAUGCCUUGCUCGCACUGCUUCCUUUGCUGUCCGGGAAGAGAGUGGACAUUCCCUCAAGUCGUCACUUGCGCAUGCUAUGGUGAUCGACACCAGAAACUCUUCUAUCUUGCCAAGAAAAGGUGGCCUGUUGAAAAUACACCAGGAGCUUGCCGGUUAUACUGGUGGAGAUGCCAGUUUUCUGAAGGAGGACUUUGAGAUCCAGCUCAAUAAAAGCCUUUUCUGGGACUCUGUUCUGUCUGCUUCCUUGUGGGGUGGUUUGCUGCUGCCUAUUGGUGACAAGCCGACAAGCAUAGCAGAUAGAUUCUAUCUGGGUGGCCCUACCAGUAUUCGAGGUUUUAGCAUGUACAGCAUGGGUCCACAAAGUGAAGGUGAUUAUCUUGGAGGAGAGGCCUACUGGGCGGGAGGCCUUCACCUGUAUACUCCGCUGCCCUUCCGACCAGGCAGGGGGGGUUUCGGCGACCUUUUCCGAACACAUUUCUUCCUCAACGCUGGGAACCUUUGUAACCUAAACUAUGGGGAGGGCCCUCAAGCACACUUGAAGAAACUGGCAGAGUGCAUCCGAUGGUCAUAUGGACUUGGCAUAGUGUUGCGUUUGGGAAACAUUGCCAGACUGGAGUUGAACUACUGCAUUCCCAUGGGAGUACAGAGUGGAGACAGGAUAUGUGAUGGAGUUCAGUUUGGAGCAGGCAUACGCUUCCUCUGA